Messenger RNA from Ruditapes philippinarum (Manila clam), 3714 nucleotides. RefSeq lists its product as uncharacterized. Gene Ontology annotation, cellular component: nucleolus. Gene Ontology annotation, biological process: rRNA base methylation; maturation of LSU-rRNA. The record is from RefSeq and is a predicted model, not a curated record. NCBI's taxonomy places the organism in Eukaryota, Metazoa, Mollusca, Bivalvia, Venerida, Veneridae. Gene Ontology annotation, molecular function: rRNA (cytosine-C5-)-methyltransferase activity; RNA binding. The coding region runs from base 95 to 2590 and encodes 831 amino acids. The transcript is spliced from 18 exons.
UAAAUUUUGCGACAACAGCAUUGUUUUACGGCAAAAACAUCUGCACGUGUAAAUUUAUCUAAAUUUUCAUUAUUUUUUUAGAAAACCAGUAAUCAUGGGACGAAAAAGGGAUCCGAUGGACGUAAAGUUUACUGGAAAGGGCCGUAAAGCGAAGAAACAGCCGCCGCCAAUGUUUGCUAAAACGACAAACGAUGAUGAUGCUGAGAAAAAACUAAGCAGUCACCAGAAGAAAAGAUUAAAAAAGCGGGCUGAAAAGGCGGAAGUUAGAAAAGAAGAGAAAAUAGAAAAACUGAAAAACAAAAAGGCAAUCACUAAAAAUUUUGAGAAUAAACAUGGAAACCAGGUAACCUCAACCAAGGGAGACAACAAGGGGAAGCAAAAUAAACUAAAUGGUAAAUUACAACAGAAGUAUGCUGGAAAGCAAAAUGGGAAGAACGAAAAGUAUCGGCAGAAUCUGCAGAAAACACUGAAACGAAAGUUGGACGAGGAUUCUGACGAAGAUUCAGAGGAAGAAUCUUCAGAAGAAGAGGAUGAGGAUGAAGUGAUGGACGUUACUCCAACUAGCAAAAACAAACAUUUAAUGAAUGAAGAUGCAGAUAGUGAUGAUGAUGAUGAAGAAGAUGAUGAUGAUGAUGAUGAAGAAGAAGAUGAUGAAGAAGAGGAAGAGGAUGAUGAUGAUGAUGAAAUACAGUUUGAUACCAGUCAACAGUUAGAAGCAGGUGAUGCUUCAGAGAGUGACGAUGAUGAUGAUGAGGAGGAUGAUGAUGAGGAGGAUGAUGAUGAUGAUAAAGUAAAAGGAUAUACUGAUGAUAAUAAAGCAUGGCUAAAACCUGCUGGGAAAGGAAAGCAACUGUUGACUGAGGAGGACAGUGAUGAUGAUGAUAGUGAUGAUAUGGCUGAUGAAUUUGAUGAUGACAACUCUGAUGAUAGUGAUGAUGAUGACGAUGAAGAGGGGGAUGAGAUGUUACCUGUUGAGAAAGCAGCCAAGAAGUUAAGGAAGAAAGAAAAGCAAGAUAAGAAACUUGCUGAGGAUGAGUUACAGACAAAUAUAGCACAAACAGAGAAAUACACACUACCUAGUGGACAAGAAAUAGAGAAAGAAACCGCCACUUCACCAGACCUGGCUAUGAUUCAACACAGGAUUAAAGAUGUUAUGCAUGUGCUUGCUGACUUUAAAGAGAGAAAAGAAGAAGGAAAAUCCAGACAGGCGUAUAUAGGGCAGCUGAGGAAAGAUCUAUGUCUAUACUACAGUUAUAAUGAAUUUCUUAUGGAGAAACUGAUGAGCCUUUUCCCUACAGAGAUUGUGGAUUUCCUGGAAGCAAAUGAAGUACCGAGACCUGUUACUAUACGUACCAACACGUUAAAGACAAGAAGAAGGGACCUAGCUCAGGCCCUUAUCAACAGGGGAGUUAACCUGGACCCUAUAGGGAAGUGGUCAAAAGUAGGCCUGGUUGUUUAUGAUUCACAAGUACCCUUAGGGGCUACACCAGAAUAUCUGGCUGGCCAUUAUAUGUUACAAGGAGGGUCCAGUUUUCUCCCAGUGAUGGCUCUGGCCCCCCAGGAAGGGGAGAGAAUCCUAGAUAUGAGUGCUGCACCUGGUGGCAAAACUACUUAUAUAGCUGCAUUGAUGAGGAAUACAGGAAUGCUGUUUGCCAACGAUGCCAGCAAAGAUCGGACAAAAUCUAUCAUUGGUAACAUACACAGAAUGGGAAUAACAAACACUGUCGUGUCUGAUUAUGAUGGUAGACAUUUCCCAGAGGUAUUGAAGGGAUUUGACCGUGUGUUACUUGACGCCCCAUGUAGCGGCACUGGCGUCAUUGCGAAAGAUCCUGAGGUGAAGAUAAAUAAAGAUGAGACAGAUAUACAGAAAUGUUCGCAGUUACAGAAAGAGUUGAUCUUAGCCGCCAUAGAUUGUUGUGAUGCUAAUUCUAAAACAGGAGGAUAUAUUGUAUAUUCUACAUGCUCUGUGAUGGUUGAAGAAAAUGAAUGGGUUAUAGACUAUGCUUUGAAGAAACGUAAUGUUAAACUUGUCUCUGCUGGUAUAGAUUUUGGGAAGGAAGGUUUUUCUAAUUUUGAAAAAUUCCGGUUCCAUCCUAAUAUGAAGAUGACUAGAAGAUUUUACCCACAUACACAUAAUUUAGAUGGAUUCUUUGUAGCUAAAUUGAAAAAAUUCUCAAAUAAAAUCCCAGGAAAAGAGACAAGCAAAGAUGAAACUAUUGGGGAGCUAGGGGGAUUUUUCAAAUCAGAAAAUGAACAAAAUGAAGAGAAACAAGAGUCAUUAGAGGUGAAUUCUGAUUCAAGUGGAGAUGAAGGGGAGACUGAUUCACCUAAAAAAUCUGAAGACAAAAAGAAAGGAAAACAAGAAAACCAGUCAGAGGGAGAAACAGGAAACACAAAGGACAAUAAAUCUCCACAAAGACAAAAUAAAAAGCAGAAAGGACAGCAAAAAGGAAAAUCUUCAGAUAGUAAACCAAAUAGUAAAUCGUUUUUCUUUGCCCGCAAGAAAGGAAAAGGUGGGAAGAAAGGAGGCAAAGGAAACUUUAAAGCAGGGAAAAAUAAGAAAUUUAAAUCAGGUGGACCCAAAAGAUAGAAGUUUGUUGUUGAUAUAAUUUUGAAAUCUAAAUUAUAACAAUAGGGCUGUUUGUAGCAAAUCCCAAAAUUGCUGAGCCAAGAAAAACUAAAGAGAAAAUUACUUUUUAGUGAAUUAAUGUAUUGACACUGAUUGAGUGAGCUGAAAUAAUGAAAGAAAAUGGAAAAAAUGAAGAAGAAUAAUUCUGUUUUGAAACAAGAAUGAAAUAUAUUGAUAAAGAUGACAAACUUUUGCAUGCUAUUGUUAGAGAAUAAAAUUAUAAUUACACAAUGAAGGUUGACUUAAAUCCACCAUGUUGGAAAAGAUAUGCAUAUUAAAACUGGGGAAAGCAGAAAAUAAUUGCUUUGAAAAAGUUUGAUGUAAUGCUUAUAAUGAAAUUCUAACUAGACUGUAAUGACUGAUUUAAACAGUCACCAGUCAAUAAAUCAGUCAGCAUGUAUUCUUGCAUAAAAAAUGGAAUCUUUUAAAUGUGUCCAUGUCCUGAUUCAAAUGUUAUUGCAUGAAAAAAGGGGCUUCAACACCCCUCAAAUGUGUUUUUAAUGCAUUUAAUUUCUGAGGGAAAGUACAUUGUAUCUCAGCCAUGUACAUUAUAUAAAGCCCAGCAUUAAGUUGAUUUACAAUGUAUACCAACUAGUGUGUUAACAGUUUGUGUAAAUGAUGGAAGAAAAAUAUUAGGAUUCGAUUCAGAUUACAUGUCAGUAGAUAAUGGUAUAUUUCUAUGAUAUGAAGUUAUGUCUUAAUAAAUCAUUUUAUAUCAGAUGUUUUAUAUUGCAAUCUGACAAAGUAUUUAGCUAAUCUCUCAAAUGAAAAAUCUUUGAGGUUGUUUCUCCUCAAAAUUAAAAAUUCUCUGCUGGAAAUGACCUUAUAGUUCUUUUAAAAAUGCAUAUAUGUGGGCUGAAAUACAUUGCUGGCUACUUCAAAAUAUGUAGGAGUGCUGCAAGUAUUCAGGCAUAUUAUUAACAGUGUUGAUAGGGUUUUAAUCCUACAGAUAAAACUUUUUGUGACUGAAUUGGGUAGGGUUAUUUUUGUUAAGAUUUUAUUAUGUAUUUGUUAGGUAUACAUGUUAUUGUCACAUUAUAAAUGAAAUAACUUUAUGUAAUUAAAACUUUUUUUUAUGAAAUUCA